CUCAUCAUAUCCUAACGCAAUGAGUUGAUUGAGCGACUGUGGAAGCACAUUCAAGUCUUUAUCCAAUCCAUUUCCUGAGGAAGAACUAAAGCCAGAGCUCACACCGGAGCUGACAGUACUCGCAGCUGAUGAGCCAGGAGGAUCAGAACUUCCAAUAUUUGCAAAUGGGAGUAAAGAGUUACGGAUUUCGGCAAGCGCCUUCUGGUUGUACCCGGAGGAGCGCGUGGCCGUCUUGCCGGGCGCCGGCGGGUUCAUGGCGCCCGCGCCCGAGCGCCUCACCGUCUACCCCACCCCUCCCAUCACAUGAGCACACCCCACCAUACACAGGUAUCAGUCACCGUUCGCAUUUGCUUGUAUAUCACACUUAUUACUUUGAAUUAUGAAUGGUUUUGCUUUUCAACUCAAAUACUGAUCACUAUUUUUCUUUUUCUUACAAAUCACUUCAAACUGACAUCACAAAAACCACGACGAAGUUGGAAGCUCUGUAAACAAAAAUAAGAAUUGAUAAAUUACAAUCAUUCCUAUACUUUCUAGUUGGUUAUUAUUAAAUUUUUGAAUGAAUGUCAAUGUAUGAACAUGAACAUUUUACAGAUUUUUGAAACUGAAAACAAACUGAGCAUGUAACAGUGAUUGAAAUCAAUGUAAUAAAUUAGCAAUUUUGCUGUUCGUAGCCAGAAUGCUGUAAACCUUGAUAAUCUAAACAAAAUAAAAGAAACUCAUCACAUACGAUUGUGGAAUGCCAAAAUUAGAGGCAGCUUUGUUAUGUUACAAAUAUUAACUACCAAUCGACAUAGUAAGUAAAUGUUGAAUUUAAUUCUUCGUACCGUUUAAUUAAUCGAUGUUUUUCCAGGUAAGAAGAGCAAACGCCAUAAUUCCAUAAAAUAAAAAUUGUGUCUUGGAGGGCUCUCACAUUACCGAUGACAUCUUUCUUGCACAACACAAGUAGCAACUCCAACAAAUACGGGAAUACUUUUGUUUGACGACAGAUAGAUAGAUCAGGCUUCACGCUAUAAAUUACUAAAUCAAACGUAUUACGACAACAAAGAACUAUGCUGAAACACAGACAUGCAAGUUGGCAAACCAUACAAAGCGACCAUUUUGAAGAAUUUCUAUUUUUUUUAUCUUUAAUGGCGUUGAGCUACGUUUUUGUGCCAAUUGUGCCAUCGAUAAAUGUCACAGAUUAUAUUAUAUAUUAAGCUAUGACUCUAAUCAUAAGUUUAAUUUUAAGUUUAGGUUUAGAGAAUGUAACGCCGGAAUCGGUCCCAUUGUAAUUUCUAUGUCCAUUGUGUUAUAUUACUGUGUCGAUCUUUGUUUCUUUAUUUAAACGGUAGUUUUUAAAUGUAAUUCAUGUAUUGUUGAAAACAUUGGUUAUAUAAAUGUAAAUGUACAUUUUAUAACAUUUAAUAAAAUAUAUGCUUAUUUAAUAUUUCUACAUCGAAAACCUAAAUUAUCAAUUACUUACUUUAAUUUUUCAUUGUAGGCAAGUGCCAAAAAUGACGUUAACAUUAAUUAUAAGACCUUGACAUUUUCAUAACUGACAUUUGACAAUGACAUUGACAGCUAAGAACCGAAAUGAAAAAAAUCGAGAAAGUCGAUCGGUGUUUCUUGAAGGGGCUUUAAAAAAGUAACACAUUUUAUAAAAGAACGCAGUCUUGAUAUCAUGGUUAAAUACAUACACUGAAUCUAAAAUAAUCACCUCUACCUAAAAUGUAUAAACCUAUCAAUUUGGUAGUUCUGCUCUUACCUUAUUUUGUUGCUCCAGAUGAAAAUUUUGUGUAUGAUUAUAGCCCUAAUAACUUCAAAGACCGCAUAGAAGAACUAGAUGGCAAUUUUGUAAUGUUUUUUGCACCAUGGUGUCGGCAUUGCACAGAGUUUCAUCCAAUUUGGCAAGAGCUGGGUAAACUGGUGAAUACAAAAGAUUCUAAGUUCGCUAUAGCUCAAGUGGACUGCACUCUACACUUUAAACUAUGUCAUGAAAAUGAUAUCACAGGAUAUCCAACACUUUUUUAUUUUCAUAAGAACUCCUUCACACCUGUAGAAUAUAAGGGCACAAGAGAUCUUCCUUCAUUGACAAUUUUCUUGAGUGAAGUCUUUACAAUGAAGUUGGAGAAAAAAGAAUCAAGUCUUGUUAAAAUAUACAGUGGUAUGGCGUACCUCAACGAUCAAAAUAUUGAGAAAUUUGUCUCAAACGGACAGCAUUUUGUAAUGUUCUAUGCACCAUGGUGUAAAGCGUCACAGAAAUUGGCACCAGUUUGGGCAGAGUUGGCAGUCCAAUAUUCCCACAAUGAAUACAUACAGAUAGGGAAAGUGAACUGCAUGGAGAAUGAAAUGACCUGUAAAAACUUUGACAUAAAGCAGUAUCCAUACCUUUUAUGGAUAGUCAAUGGCAGAAUUAUGGGCGUAGCUGACGCGGAUAACUUAGAAGAUCUUAAAGCAUACGUAGGAAAAAUGUUGCUCUCUGAAAAUCAUGAUCCCGAUAAGUUCAUGAAAAAGAAGAAAGCUUUGCCGGUGGCCCGAAUAUCUGAAGAGACUUUUGAAACUUUCUUAGAGAAGGAUCUGGUGUUCAUCAAUUAUUUUGCACCCUGGUGCGCUCACUGCAUGCAGCUGGGGCCUCUUUGGCUAAAACUGGGAGAGAAGUUCCAGAAUGAGAGCCGCGUCUUAAUCGCCGACGUAGAUUGCGUGCGCUCAAAGCCCAUCUGCGAGACUGAAAAGAUAAACGGGCUGCCUACUCUAAUAUUGUAUAAACACAAGAAGAUAGUGAACAUAGAGCACGGCAGCCGGCCGCUGGACAGCCUCGUGUCUCUGGUCAAACAACACUUGCGCGAUGCCACCGAACAAACUGUAACGCCGGACAGUAACAAUAACACCCAAAGUGAUAACAUCAACACCAAAGAUGAAUUAUAAUUUAUUAUACUUACUUAUUUAUUAAAAAUUCAAAUAAUAAUUU
This is a messenger RNA of Chilo suppressalis (striped riceborer), 2947 nucleotides long. NCBI's taxonomy places the organism in Eukaryota, Metazoa, Arthropoda, Insecta, Lepidoptera, Crambidae. The record is from the annotation of a GenBank genome assembly.